Trichechus manatus latirostris (Florida manatee) is the source of this 1389-nucleotide messenger RNA. RefSeq names its product death associated protein 3 (gene DAP3). Gene Ontology annotation, cellular component: mitochondrial small ribosomal subunit; mitochondrial ribosome. The record is from RefSeq and is a predicted model, not a curated record. The transcript is spliced from 13 exons. The coding region runs from base 43 to 1284 and encodes 413 amino acids. NCBI's taxonomy places the organism in Eukaryota, Metazoa, Chordata, Mammalia, Sirenia, Trichechidae. Gene Ontology annotation, molecular function: structural constituent of ribosome. Gene Ontology annotation, biological process: apoptotic process.
CGACUCACGGUGAGGGAAUGAACCGGCCCGGGGGUUAUACCGAUGAGGGAAAGGAGUGGGACUCCGAACCUUCAUGAGAGUGUGGGGACAAUGCUGAAAGGAAUGGCAAGGCUUAUCUCCAGGGUCCAUAAGUUGGACCGUGGACGUUUUUUGCACACGGGGACACGGAUACCCCAAAGCAUUGCCGGUCACCUAGAUAACCAGGCUCCAGUUGAGAGUCCCAGAGCUAUUUCCCGCACCAGUGAGAGUGACCCGGUCAAGCAUGGCGAGCAACAGGAGGGUCAGCACUACAACAUCCCCCACCAGGAUUUGAAGACUGUAUUUCCCCAUGGCCUGCCUCCUCGCUUUCUAAUGCAGGUGAAGACUUUCAGUGAAGCUUGCCUGAUGGUAAGGAAACCAGCGCUGGAGCUUCUGCAGUACCUGAAAAACACCAACUUUGCACAUCCAGCCGUACGAUAUAUUCUCUAUGGGGAGAAAGGAACGGGAAAAACCCUCAGUCUUUGUCACGUUGUUCAUUUCUGUGCAAAACAGGACUGGCUGAUACUGCAUAUUCCAGAUGCUCUUCGUUGGGUGAAAAAUUGUCGGGAUCUUCUGCAGUCUACCCAUAACAAACAGCGCUUGGAUCAACCUUUAGAGGCUUCAACCUGGCUAAAGAAUUUCAAAACUUCCAAUGAGCGCUUCCUGAGCCAGAUAAAAGUGCAAGAGAAGUAUGUCUGGAACAAGCGAGAAAGCACUGAGAAAGGCAGCCCUCUGGGAGAAGUGGUUGAACAGGGCAUAACGCGGGUGAGGAACGCCACAGAUGCGGUUGGCAUUGUGCUGAAAGAGCUAAAGAGGCAAAGUUCUUCAGGUCUUUUUCACGUCCUGGUGGCAGUGGAUGGAGUCAAUGCUCUCUGGGGGCGGACCACACUGAGGAGGGAAGAUAAAAGCGUGAUUGCUCCAGAGGAACUAGCGCUUAUUCACCACCUCAGAAAAAUGGUGAAAAAUGACUGGAAUGGAGGUGCCAUUGUGUUGACUUUGAGCCAGACUGGUUCCCUUUUUAAGCCCCGGACAGCCUACCUGCCCCAGGAGUUGCUGGGAAAGGAAGGAUUUGAUGCUCUGGAUCCCUUUAUUCCCAUCCUGGUUUCCAACUACAGCCCAAAAGAAUUCGAAAGUUGUAUUCAGUAUUAUUUGGAGAACAACUGGCUUCAACAUGAGAAAGCUCCGACAGAGGAAGGGAGAAAGGAGCUGCUGUUUCUCAGUAAUGCAAACCCCGGGCAGCUGGAGCGGCUCUGUGCCUACCUCUAGGCCCUGGCACAGCAGGCCUGGAAGACCAGUCGGACGAGGAAGGCCCAGGGUCACAGGACUGCACGGGCUCCUGACGUCACUGAAAUGGGUCCUCGUGAAGUGACU